AUGAAUCAUGAUACGAAAAGUCGUAACAAUAAAGAUAUGCGAAGAAGAUCGGCAUUGUCAUUCAUUGGUGGAGAUGGUUCACUUGAUAUAGAUCAUGUUUUACAAUCCGAACCUUGGAAAAAUAUUGAAAAAUUUAAAAAUAGCGAGGCUGGUUGUAUUCAGACAAUACUAGAUAAUUUCGUCGAAACAAUUACACAAAAGAACACCAUUGAAGCUAAAGAGGGAUUCUUAAAGUUUAUUAAAGGCGAUAUUCCUGCGAAGAAAAGUCCGAAAUCUACAAAAGGCUCAACGAAGUCUCCAAUAAAGGAUUUACCUGGGACUUCAUCAAGUACUAAUAGCAACAUCGUUGAAACAAAUACUAUAGUAAAUAAGAACAAAACGUUAAAGAGACAAAAUCGGUGUGAGAUGGAAAUGCAAAAACUCUCAUCUGAUGAUGUAAAAGAAAAAAUCCAAAACAUUUCAGAAGCCAACGUCAAGGAAAAUAUCGAUUCAAAUAAAAAAAUGACUAAGAAAAGGAUCUUGCAGGAUGUAACGAAUAUAACGAAUAUAACAGAAGAAAAUCUACACACAAGCACUCCUAAAAAAAUAAAAAAGACGGUAAAAAAGAAAGAAUCAACAGCAGAAAAUAAAAAACCAAAAACGGAAAAGUCGAAAAAUAAAUCAGGGAAAAAUAUUCAGCACAAAGAGAUAGAGAAAAAAUCGAAGAACACGAAAGAGCAAGCCAAAAGUAGCACAAAUAUUCUUGAAGAAACACCAAAUGUAAAGUUGAAAAAUAAUUUGGAGAAAAUAAUUCCGCAGGAACUCUUACAUAAUACCGAUAAUGUAAAAGAAGAAACUAAAAAAUCUUCCAAAGACACCACCAAGAAGAAUGUCAAUUCAGAUAAAAAAAUUAAAAAAAUCGUGCAGGACAAAGCAAACACUGAAAAAGAUUUGCAAACAAGCACUUCUAAAAAAGAAGCAUCUAAAAUAAGAAAAAAGAAGGUGAUAAAGGAAAAAUCAACGGCAGAAAAUAAAAAAUCAAAAACGGAAAAUUCAGAAAAUAAAUCAAAGAAAAAUGUUCAACGCAAAAAAAUACAGAAAAAAUCGAAGAGUACGAAAGAGCAAGCCAAAAGUAGCGCAAAUAUGCUUGAAAAAGAAAAAAAGAUGAAUGUAAAUUUAAAAAAUAAUUUGGAGUGCAACAAAGUGAAUCAAAAUUCGUCGAAAGAUAAAGUAAAGAAUAAAAAAGUGAAAUAUAAAAACAUAUCUAAUCAAUUAAAUGGAAAGAAUCUGAAGAAAGAAAAUCCCGAGAACAAGUUGCAAGGAAGCGCCCGGAAGUUAUCUGCGACAUUUAUUAAUAUCUAUGAAAACAGCGACAAAAAUAAAAGCAUCCUUAAGCCCAUCCUAUUAAACCAAGCCAAGAUGAAGCUGCACGAGAAGAAAGAAUCAGGCAUCCACAGAAUCCAAGAGGUACCCCUCGAGGAAUUGGACUUAUCAAAGGAAUACAAUGUGGAGAAAACUCUAGGCGAAGGUAGUUUCGCGAAAGUCCUACUGGCAACGCACAGGACCACUCAGACAAGAGUGGUCCUAAAAGCGGUUCAUCAAGAACUCACAUCCGAGAAGGACUUCUUCCGGGAAUUCCAUUACUCGUACCAUUUAAGCCCGCAUCCUAAUAUACUCUGCUCGUACGCAGUUGCCUUUAAGGCGGAGAAAUGUUUCGUCUUCGCGCAGGAGUAUGCGCCCUACGGCGAUCUCGCUGGCAAUGUGAAAGCCGGCGGGCUCAACGAGGAUGCCUGUAAGAAAAUUGCUGGUCAACUCGCCUCGGCCCUCGAUUUUAUCCAUUCAAAACAACUGGCCCAUCGUGACAUCAAGCUAGAAAACGUGCUAGUGUUCGCGCAGGACAUGAGCAAAGUGAAGCUAUGCGACUUUGGCUGCACAAAGCGCGAGGGCACCCUUGUGAAUAAGAUCCGUUGUACCUGGGUGCCGUUCCAACCUCCCGAGAUUCACGAGAUCAUUAAGAAUGAAAGAUAUGCUUGCAAGAGAAGCUCAGACUGCUGGCAGUUUGGCAUUGUCCUUUUCGUUUGUCUGACCGGUAAUCCACCAUGGCAAAGCGCCGAUCCAAUCCAAGACCCAGACUAUUCGGCCUUUCAACGAUGGCUGAAGAGACGUACCACCAAAAUCCCACCGACUUUCCGUCGCUUCACUCCUAGGCUACUCCGAUACUUUAGGCGAGCAUUCGAACAUAAGCCGGAGAAGAGGCCUCACGUGACCGAGAUCAACAAAUACCUAAAGGAUUCAUGGUGUAUCAGCAAGAUUAGCCACAGUGCGACGUCGACAUCAGUCGAUGUUAGCGAGAGUCUUGCCAGGCGAGGCGAUAGCCUACUCUAUCUAGAUACUAUUCUGGACGAUCGGCAUAACGUAGAUGAGAACAAGAAUAAAUUAAGAAAGUUACUUAACAGUUACGGCCUGGAAACUACGGUGGAUCAGAAAGUCGUCACUAAGAGGAUAUGGGAAUGGGUAAUGCAAUGUGAUUCUAAUAUAGACACAGAGCCCGGUCUGAUCAGCAGCUUCAGUACGGAGGACAUGUGAGAGAUAGUGAGAACUUGCAGCGAACCGUGCCUUCGGAUCACUCAAGGGGAACCGAGUAAGUUCCGAAUGGGCAGCUUCUACAUGCCGACCUCGUAUAGAUGUGCCAAAUAAUCUGCUAGAGUUAUCUAGCCGAGAGACACUUUCUGGAACUCGAGUGAUACGCGAAAAAAACGGAACAUGAUCCUGUUUCUGCGAUGUUUCCAAAGUGUCAAAAAGCUAAUCACAAGCGGACCAAUUACUGAACUUGUUUAAUUAAUAAGAAUGAAGAUUGCGAAAAAAUUUGAGAGACAAUGAUAUUUGUAUAGAUUGGUGUUGAAAAUGGUAUAAUCGCAAUUAAUACAACAAAAGUUAAUACA
Atta colombica is the source of this 2921-nucleotide messenger RNA. RefSeq names its product protein kinase 4 (gene meng). Gene Ontology annotation, biological process: peptidyl-threonine phosphorylation; peptidyl-serine phosphorylation. Lineage: Eukaryota; Metazoa; Arthropoda; Insecta; Hymenoptera; Formicidae. The record is from RefSeq and is a predicted model, not a curated record. Gene Ontology annotation, molecular function: ATP binding; protein serine/threonine kinase activity.